GUUCAUCUCUAAGUCAACUGUGCGUAUUAACAAUUUUUCGAGGAAUUUUAUUUUUCUGCGGAUUUAGCUUUAAAUAGGAAUACUUGGUGCAGCAAUGGGCGGACAUCACGGAGAACCCUACACAGUGCCACAUGCGUCUGCCUACAAGGUGGAGAACGUGCCCCAGCUGGUGGAGGUGAAGGAGGCCCUGGGACGCCAAGGACUGAAGGAUCCCUGGCUGAGGAACGAGGCCUGGCGCUACGAGCCCAAGGCCUUCGGCACCCACAGAAGCCGCCUGAACGCCUUCCUCUUCCGCGGAGUCGGCGUGGGAUUCGCCGCCUUCCUCGCCACCUGCGCCGUGGAGUACGCCUUGGGCAUCGGCAAGGGCCAGGGUGGACACGGCCAUGGUCAUGGACACGAGGAGCACGACGACAAGGGCCACCAUUAGCUAUUUUGAAUAAACCCCAUUGUGUUAUCGA
Messenger RNA from Drosophila biarmipes, 458 nucleotides. It is a transcript of the gene ND-B12, whose product is annotated as NADH dehydrogenase [ubiquinone] 1 beta subcomplex subunit 3. NCBI's taxonomy places the organism in Eukaryota, Metazoa, Arthropoda, Insecta, Diptera, Drosophilidae. The transcript has 3 exons. Gene Ontology annotation, cellular component: mitochondrion. The record is from RefSeq and is a predicted model, not a curated record. Gene Ontology annotation, biological process: electron transport chain; mitochondrial respiratory chain complex I assembly. The coding region runs from base 95 to 427 and encodes 110 amino acids.